AGUAGCGCCGCGCGCCGCUUUGACGAUAUUUCGCGGGAGACAAGCUAAGUUUCGCGCUGUCAACAGUAGCAUAAUAACAUAGUUGUUAAAUUAGACCCAAAAUGAGUCUGUGGGUGGAUAAAUAUCGGCCGAAUUCUCUCGCCAAGCUUGAUUAUCACAAAGAACAAGCUACGCAGUUGAAAAACCUGGUUCAAUGUGGAGACUUCCCUCAUUUGUUGGUGUACGGUCCAUCAGGUGCAGGGAAAAAGACCCGAAUUAUGUGUUUGCUGAGGGAGCUGUAUGGAGCUGGGGUGGAGAAACUCCGCAUUGAGCACCAGACCAUUGUGGCUCCCUCAAAGAAAAAAAUUGAGAUCAACACAAUAGCAAGCAAUUACCACUUGGAAGUUAACCCAAGUGAUGCAGGCAAUCAGGACCGUGUGGUGAUUCAGGAGCUGAUUAAAACUGUGGCUCAGUCUCAGCAGAUCCAGUCGAGCACACAGAGAGAGUUCAAAGUGGUUUUGCUGACUGAGGUGGACAGGCUCACGAAGGAUGCUCAGCAUGCUUUGCGUCGGACUAUGGAAAAAUACAUGGCCACCUGCCGUCUGAUCCUGUGCUGUAACUCCACCUCAAAAGUUAUUGGGCCGAUCAGGAGCCGUUGUUUGGCUAUCAGAGUUCCUCUUCCCAGCACAGAGGAGGUCUGUAGUGUUCUGUCAACAGUCUGUAAAAAAGAGGGUCUUCUCCUCCCACCUGAGCUGGCAAAGCAAAUCUGUGAGAAGUCUGGACGUAACCUCCGCAAAGCUCUUCUGAUGUGUGAAGCCUGCAGAGUGCAACAGUAUCCGUUCUCAGCGGAUCAAGAUGUUCCAGAGACUGACUGGGAAGUGUACCUGAGAGAAACAGCUAAUGCAAUUGUGAGCCAGCAGAGUCCUCAGAGGUUGUUGGAAGUACGAGCCAGACUGUAUGAGCUCCUAACUCACUGCAUCCCACCUGAGAUUAUCAUGAAGGGUCUGGUAACUGAGCUGCUGAAUAACUGCGACGGUCACCUGAAGACAGAGGUGGCCCACAUGGCAGCAUACUACGAACACAGACUCCAGCUGGGCAAUAAAGCCAUCUACCACCUAGAGGCCUUCACAGCGAAGUUCAUGGCCAUCUACAAGAAGUUCAUGGAAGAUGGUCUGGAUGCCAUGAUGUUCUAAAUGGACUCGGCUAAUGGAGAUGGAUUCAGUAGCUCUUAAAGACUUUAUGGUGUCUUACCUCAAACCUUACUAUGAAUUCUGCAGCUAAUGUGGUAACACUGGCAGAAUUCACCCCAGAAUUGAUGACCUUGUAGUGUGUGAUUUCAGACCAUGGAUUUUUGCUCAGAUUAUCAUUGUUUAUAUUUUAUAAACUUUAGACUGAUAUGGUAUGAAAAGAGAGACACAUCUGAAGACAGUUUUGGUUUAUGUUCUUUGUAUUAUAAAUAAAAUUAAAGGACAAGAC
Messenger RNA from Sphaeramia orbicularis (orbiculate cardinalfish), 1455 nucleotides. RefSeq names its product replication factor C (activator 1) 3 (gene rfc3). Gene Ontology annotation, molecular function: DNA clamp loader activity; DNA binding; ATP hydrolysis activity. Gene Ontology annotation, biological process: DNA-templated DNA replication; DNA repair. Bases 102 to 1172 code for a protein of 356 amino acids. The transcript has 9 exons. Gene Ontology annotation, cellular component: nucleus; DNA replication factor C complex. Lineage: Eukaryota; Metazoa; Chordata; Actinopteri; Kurtiformes; Apogonidae. The record is from RefSeq and is a predicted model, not a curated record.